AUGCCGUUCUUCCAGAACUUCACCAACUUCUUCACGGGGAAUCAGCCCGCAGCCACUGCUAGUCGUCACCAGGCGCGGCGGAGCGUGAUGAAUACCACGAUGGACGCGUUUAGUCUGCCUACGACGAGGUAUGCUGGUCCAGGGGCGAGUGCGCCUGGAGGUGGAGGAGAUAGUGCAUCUUCAUCGCCCGGACCGAGUCGGCGUGGCUCUACGAGCGUGUAUACGAACUAUCCUGCAGCUGGAUCUGCAUAUCAACCGUCCCUGACCGCCUUCCCUCCCCUUAGCAACACCUUCCAUCGACUUCGCGAAGCUCUCUCUGGGACCUUCCCUGAGCUGCUGGAAACGCUCAAUGAGCCGGUCGACCCGGAUCUUCUCGCGUCGUUCGAAGCGGAGCUGGGAUGUCCCCUUCCCCCGCCCGUCCGUGACUCCUUCCUCGUGGCGGACGGGCAGGACCUCGAGUCGGCGUACCAGCUCUCCAACGGCGGUCUCUUCUAUGGUCUCCACCUCUUACCCCUAGAGGAGGUCAUGCGGGAAUGGGCAUUUUGGCGGCAGGCGGAACACGAUCCUAUGGCGGGUCAGAAUGCCGCUGUACUAGCUACCAUGGCGUCGGUGCCGCCUACAUGGAUCAAGAGCCAGUACGCGUGUCGCGGAUGGAUACCGCUCCUUUCGGACCGGACGGGUAAUUACGUCGGGAUCGACCUCGACCCCGGUCCGGGCGGGAGCUGGGGCCAGGUGAUAGUGUUCGGGCGUGACUUUGAUCGCAAGUGCGUCUUGUGGAAGGGAGAGGGGGAGGGCGGGUGGGGCAAGUGGCUCGCUUCCUUCGUGGAUGAGCUAGAGUCGGGAGAGGGGUGGGAAGCCGACAAGUCGCACAGCUCGGAUGAGGAUGAAGAGGCGGGGUAUACCUCUUAUGCGGGUAAUCAGAGCUAUGGGGAGGGAAGCAGGGGGAUGCGCCUGGCCGGAGAGUACAGAGGCUGGAAUGUACUCGAGGCGUGGUGGGAUCGAAGCGUGCGGCAGUGGGAGCAGAUGGGGAUGGGGAUGGAUGUGGAGGAGGUCGAGAAGGGGUUGAAGGAGGCGAGGAGGUUGGCGGGGUACGAAGAGGAGGGGGAGAGCUACGAAGGGAAGGGGAAAGGGAGGGAAGGUGGGGAUAGGGUGGGGCUGGGAAUUGGGAUGGGACUAGGCGCGAGUUCUGCUCAGGUGGAAAUUCCAGUGCUGGGGUCUCCACAAAUACCUCAACCUGGCACACCCACACCAGGCGACUACGACGUCCUCCUCCCGCCUGCAUCACCGGACCAGCCACCUCGUCGACCCCAUACCCCAUCCCCAGCUCGUGUCAUCACCCCCUUACCGACCAACGAGCACCCCCUUUCCCACGCCGACGACCGUGGCUUCCUCUCGCCCCCCGUCCGCUCUCCGCCCAGACAUAAGAAUGCCAACCGUCGGCGGUCGCAAAUGCCCGCUCCGACGUCGUUGGACUUGCCAACCCGCGCAGAUGUCCAAGCGAUGGCGGCGAUCCAUCAGGCCGAGUCGAGCGGGCUGCGAGGCGGGUGGGUGAUGAACCUCGAUAUGACCGGGAAUGCCCGCCGGGGCGCUGGUCAGCGGCAGCCGGAAGACGAAAUGGAGGAUAUCGACCUGGAAGGAGGGAGGACGGAGAAGUUUGGGAAUGCGCCAUACUCGGACCGGGAAAUGGCGAGGCAGAGAGAUGAAGAGAAGCUGGCGAUGGCGGGACUGGAACAUCGGCGGGCGAGCCCGAAUCUGCUUGGCGGAAGUAAUGGGACGCGGUCACCUAGUCCGCUGUCGAGACCCACGAGCCCGAGUUACGAUGACACCCCACGGGCCUCGGGACGAGACGACAAUGUCGCUCCCCAUGCGUCGGUUCUGGCGGCUACAAACCGUCUUCGUCGACCGCCCCCGAUCGCCAGUCCGGUGGAUAGCACUUCUGCUCGAUCGUGGACGCCCGAUGAGGAACGGGAUCGGGAGGUCAUCCGUUCUGCUGGACUUCCUGGCGUCAACGGUCCAGGCGGGAGUCGGCCAUCUUCCCUGAUUCGGGAUCCGCGGGAUCGACAAGCCAGCACCACGUCCAUCACCUCCGAGGCUGGCCUACUCGAUAAUCACAUGUCGGGCUCCAUGUCCCUCUCUUCCUCCCACUCCCGCGCCAGCUCGCCGCCCAUCAUGUUCACUCCUACCAUUCAGUCCCCUCGGCAAAUGUUCAACCCGGAUGUACCGAGUAUGGGCAUGCAGCGCGGGCCGGGGAGCAGCUCGGCACGCAGCUCGGUCAGCUUUGGGAUGGAGCAAGACAGGGAGAUGGCGCGACAAGGGAGUGCGAGCGGGGUGCCGGGUAUAAGGCUUGUCGGGGCGGGCGCGGAGGAGAAGGGGGUGGACGAGGGUAUGGAGGAGAUUAGUCUGGAUGAUACAAAGCGGGCGGGGCAGGGCGGUGCGGAGGAUAAGAGGCGGAGUUGGGUCAGGGCGUAG
This is a messenger RNA of Dioszegia hungarica, 2469 nucleotides long. RefSeq lists its product as uncharacterized. Gene Ontology annotation, biological process: regulation of fungal-type cell wall biogenesis. Bases 1 to 2469 code for a protein of 822 amino acids. Lineage: Eukaryota; Fungi; Basidiomycota; Tremellomycetes; Tremellales; Bulleribasidiaceae. The transcript has 4 exons. The record is from RefSeq and is a predicted model, not a curated record. Gene Ontology annotation, cellular component: mating projection tip.